CCUCUACGCGCCUACCUCGCUACCCCGUCAUCGUCCAACGCCCGUCCACCUUGCGACCGGGUACCUUUUUUAUAUUCACGUGAUUAUUCCCUUCUUUUCUAUAUGACCGACGUGAUCAAGCGCUUUGAACCUGCGUUCCAUCGCAGUUCGCGCUUUCCUCGUCGCCAACACGCUUUUCCUUUCCCUAGAGAUUACCCUGCUUACGUCUGAGCCCACGGCCUCCUUGCCGUGUCGUCCGCGAUUGAAUCCACCAUGUCCGCACUUGUGCGAGCAGUAGGCCAGUCCGGUCGCCGUUAUGUUGUCGAGCGAAUCCUCCAGGAAAAGCCCAUGCCCCUUGACCUUGGCCGCGUUUAUCUUGCUACAUCCGCGGACCAAAAGUACGUCUUGAAAAGCGUGCAGCCGAAGUCGUUCCAGUAUUUCCAGAACAUGCUCGACGAUAUCCGGACCUCUCCUUACUCUCACUAUGUCCGUGUCUCAGACGACUCUAUCCCCGACAAAUCCAUGUUCGUAGACAAAUACCUUAAGGAUCACCUUCUGGGCUUCGUUCAGAAAGAUAACCCGCUACCCGUGACAAAGCGAAUACUGCGCGACGCCCUGCGUGGGAUCGCCGCGACGCAUGAUAAGGGCAUCGUCCAUACUGACAUCAAGGCGAAUAAUAUCAUGGUAGAGUGGAAUGAGAAGAGUGGCGAAGUGGUAGUUGAACAGGUACAGGUGGCCGAUGUUGAGGAUGCUGCCUACGUACCCGAUGACUGUGUUAUCGAGGGAAGGCAAGUCGGAAACUGGAUGUGGCGAAGUCCAGAGGCGCAUGCGUCCGGCCAAGUACAUAAACCAUCGGAUAUAUUCUCAUUUGGCGUUGUGUGUAUCUACGCCCUCACCAAGCGAGUAAUCUUUGCAGUGGGAGACGAUGAACUCAACGAGGGAGAGGACAAAUUGGCCAUUGUUCUCGAACGCCAAAUAUCCUAUUUCUGUGACCCCGAAGGGUUCGGGGGUUUGCUCAAGCAUCUCGGCGAGAGUCCCUGGGUUCAGAUAUUUACUGUAAUAGCCGAGGGAUUCAACGAAGAGAAUUCUCGCUUGCCAUUCGCGCAGUGGUCAAUUGUUGAGCCAGAAGCUAGGGACCUCAUUGGACGAAUGAUGAAUAUGGAUCCAAAUCGGCGACUGACAGCUCAUGAGGCGUUGGCGCACCCAUGGUUCGCAGACGUUCCAUGAAAGGCUUAGACAGAAUAUCCCCGAUUAUCGAAUUUACAAUCGCGGCGCGCAGGCAAGUUAAGCUACAAGGCACGAUCUGAAGCCACUCGUAUCCCUUUAACAACAUUAUGGCACUAUUCGACGAUCUGCAUGUCCAUCUAAAGAUUAAGUUAGGGUAGAAUAGGCGCCUGUGCCACACGCCUCGGAUGAGGCUGGGUCAUCUCUAAGCCACAUUCGGACG
This is a messenger RNA of Mytilinidion resinicola, 1426 nucleotides long. RefSeq names its product kinase-like protein. The transcript has 3 exons. Gene Ontology annotation, molecular function: ATP binding; protein kinase activity. The record is from RefSeq and is a predicted model, not a curated record. Lineage: Eukaryota; Fungi; Ascomycota; Dothideomycetes; Mytilinidiales; Mytilinidiaceae. Bases 253 to 1206 code for a protein of 317 amino acids. Gene Ontology annotation, biological process: protein phosphorylation.